Messenger RNA from Puccinia triticina, 399 nucleotides. RefSeq lists its product as uncharacterized. Gene Ontology annotation, cellular component: large ribosomal subunit; mitochondrion. The transcript has a single exon. Gene Ontology annotation, molecular function: structural constituent of ribosome. The record is from RefSeq and is a predicted model, not a curated record. Lineage: Eukaryota; Fungi; Basidiomycota; Pucciniomycetes; Pucciniales; Pucciniaceae. The coding region runs from base 1 to 399 and encodes 132 amino acids. Gene Ontology annotation, biological process: translation.
AUGUUUUCCGUUUUGACACGACAUGCGAGUCGAGGAACGACAAGAACGCUUCGAGCGGCACAUUGCUGCGAUUACUCGACCGAGGUUGCGGCGGAACACUGCGAGACAAACGGAAGCCCGAAGACGACUCAUUAUCGGGUGACAUUGUUUCGCUCGCCAAUCGGACUGCCGAAGCGCAGACACGACUCGCUGGUCUCCCUCGGCCUUCGUAGACGCAUGGACGUCUCUUAUCAUCGCCAUUCUCCCGACGCUGCUGGUCUCAUCCUUAGUGUGAAGGAACUCUUGAAAGUCGAGAACGUUACUGAGGAAGAAGUCAACAUGGGGAAACAAAGCAGUCGCAAGUUGGUCGACGACGAUCGUGGUUAUCGGCUCAUACGAAACGUUCUCGAACGAAAUUAA